This is a messenger RNA of Bicyclus anynana (squinting bush brown), 3547 nucleotides long. It is a transcript of the gene Lapsyn, whose product is annotated as tsukushi. Gene Ontology annotation, molecular function: potassium channel activator activity; transmembrane transporter binding; voltage-gated potassium channel activity. Bases 456 to 1505 code for a protein of 349 amino acids. Gene Ontology annotation, cellular component: voltage-gated potassium channel complex. The record is from RefSeq and is a predicted model, not a curated record. Lineage: Eukaryota; Metazoa; Arthropoda; Insecta; Lepidoptera; Nymphalidae. The transcript has 5 exons.
AACUCCCAAAACAAAGACAGUCAUUUACUUAUCUAGAGCACACUUCAAGAAUAAACACAAUCAUGCGACCAAUCGGAUCAUUCAGAUAUGAGUCCGUCAAUUAUGUGUUAGAUAUUCGGUUGUUAGUUGUUACGGUUGCAUUGUCUUCAGUGGGCAGUGAACUAGUCCCAAUUGAUACUGGGCUUAGUAAUGACAAAAUGUUGAUAAAAGAUUAACGCGACAGUAUCAUUUGAUCGUCCGACAGAAAAACAUCUCCGCGCCGAGGACUGGAUAGUUCAGUGUCGCUCAUACUCUACGUGCGGAGGAGCAGUGUAAUUGAAUCAAUUCAACGAACGCCUUCCGUUGGUGAUUUCGCUUCAGUUAAGUGUGAUCGGUGAAGGAUUGACAGAACGUUCGCUGGUGAUGUUGAUUACAGAGUUCGAUAUACGGUGAAGUGAUUCAAACAGGAUAUCAGAAUGUUCAGAUUUGCAGUAUACCCGUCUCUCCUGUUGAUACUGACUGCUACAAACACAGAUGCCAAGGAGAUGACAGAAAUCGAGGCGUUGGGAGCGAAGCCGACGCGUUGUACGUACGCAUACGCCUUUGAGAUGUAUGGCGCCCACUGCGCUGGCCUCAGACUGAAUAAAAUACCAAGUCUCAGAAGUGGGAUUGAGAUCCUUGACUUCAGCGACAACAAGUUACAAGAAAUACACGCGGACACAUUAUCGUCAUACUCGAGUAUAAAAUUUUUAUACUUGACCGAAAACCAAAUCUAUUCCAUCCACACAGACGCUUUCGCCUACCUCACUAAUCUACAAACGCUUGAUCUAUCUAAAAAUGUGAUAUUACAAAUAACAGAUUCUAUAUUCCAAUUGCCGUCGUUAAGAAAACUGUAUCUUAGUGGGAAUCCAUUGUUACAUUUAAGUUUGAAUGAGAUGAUAAUUCACAAGCCUAUCAAAGCGCCAUUGGAGCUGCUAGAUUUGUCCGACUGCAAGAUAAAAGAGCUACCAGAUUUUGGUAUUCUACCACAAAUGAGUUUCUACAACGUGUCGUACAAUCCUCUAGUAAAGCUAGAUACUCAUACCUUCAGCUCCAUGUGUAAGCUGACGAAAGUUGACUUAUCAGAGUCCAUUCAAAAUAUUAAGCUCUGCGACCUGAAGAUGAGCAUAAUGUGGUUCCAAGACCGAAAGAUAUAUUUCCAGAUUAAGUUGGACGAAUACUCUCAGUUGAACUCUAGAGAAUUUGAAAACUGUCCGAAGUCCGUCUUUCCAGACAGUCUCAACGCCAGUUAUAACCACUGCCAAAAUGAAUAUACUGAGGUACAAAACGUAACGACAUCGCGUAGCACCUGGAUGACCAUCGCCGGUGGUCUCUUCGGCUUCCUCGUCGGCUUCGUGCUACUGCUGUACAUAAUGCACCGGCAUAAUGUUGCGCAAACCAAAAAAACUAACAAAGAUAUAAAUAAAGAAAAACCGUCCGAUGUAGAUAAGAACGCCACUGCCAUACUCCUAAAUAACGAGUCAUAGCUUAGUUUUAUAUGUAUGAACAUUGAGCACCUAAUACAUAAUAAGUAUAGGACGCGCCAAUCUUCGAGUCUACUUUGAACACGAGAGUGGAUGUACCAAAGAUUUUAUACUAUUAGCUAUGUUACGUGCCUACAAAAUCACCGCAAAAAGUGAUCUGAAUUUAGCUACACCAAUGAGCACACAUCAUGCACAAUUUUGUGUUUUCUUAUAUUAUAAUAUAUUUAUGCAUAUAAAGUUUUUACAAUUCCCUGGACACACAACUCGACAUCGUAGACAAUAUUACUUGUUUAAAUGACUUUCGUUGUUUCCAAUGUGACUAUACCUACCUACACGUAAUUUUUAAGACAAUUAGCCACAAGCGCUAGUGACAUAUCUACUAGCAUAAAAUCUUUGGGCUGUACAGUAAACGCAUAGCCGGAUUAAUAUAGGCUGCAGAGUUCAGCGUAUUGCAAUUUGCAAUAUCGUCAGCAAUCGAAGUUUGCCGCGAACUGACCUACGAGUAUUUAUUAAGAUCAUUUUUAUGCCAAAACCGUACCCUUUUUUCUGAAUUAGGGAUGAUUUAUGCUAGACCAUAAUAGGUAGUUAGGUACCUAUAGGUUGGUAUACCUGACGAUCAAGUAAGUAGUAGUUACUUAGGUACCUAAAGGGUAUAUAAUGUCAGACAGACGAUCAAGUAAGCUCACAUGCCUGCAGCGCUAACGGCUUGACAUCCAAUGGCUUGAUCGUCAGUGGCUGACAUUAGGCGUUUUCGUCUUCCAAAAUACCCUUAGCCCGUAGCCCCGUCGGUCCACGUUUUUUUCAUAACAAUUGAUAGCAAUGUCGUAUUACUUAAAUAGGUAUUACAAUAAUACACUGUAAUCUUUGGGUAUAACGACAUGCAGGGUUAUUAUGUAACUCGUUGUUCCAUUCAUACAAUCAGUAACUACAUCGUUUUUCAUCGUAUUUUCGUCGAAAUCAUUUCAACGAAAUUACAUAAUAGUGGAAGUAGAUAGUAUAGUAGUGGAAGUCGAAAGUAUAAACGUUAUUUUAACAAAAAACUGGUAUUUGCGUCAUUUCGUUCAAAUAUUAAUGUUAGAUUAUUGUUCAAACAAAACAUCAUUGCCACUUGAUGUAAAAUGGCGUAGUUAAGGUCAUGUUAGAUGAUCACAAAAACGAAAAUUCGUCGAAAAUCGAUGUAGUGACUCAUUGUUUGAAUGGUACACUGAGAUACUUAAUAAGGCCGAUGGCGACCAUAGGAAAUGCCUUGAAGGCUGCCUGUCAACCAAAGGGGAGUUAGGGAGCGUAGCGGAGAAACGGAGACUAAUGCGGAACAGAGUUGCGUACUGUGUCUAUCCACUGGAGUGUUUGGAUACUAUGUUAAAUUUAAUUUAUUUAACCCCGCUCCGCUUACCGGUUUAAUAUUAAUGUUUAAACUAGCUCGCAAGUCCCUGUCCAUUUAAGAAGAGCGGAGAUUUUGUACUAAUACUAUUGGUUAAUAUUUCUCCGUUUCUCCGCUCCGCUUACGUGGACUGGCUGCCUUACUCUAGCACAGCGAAGACAGUUUCGUAUUCACAAAUCUUAAUCUUAGUUUAGUACCUAUUUAAUUAAAAUAAUAGGCUAUAUAAAGGCUGAUUAGAAUAACUAAUUCUUACAAUAUUACUAUUUCAUUUGAAGACAAGUAAAUCUUUUGAAACAUGUUUUGCUAAAACGGAAUGAAUGUUAUAGAAUGUAUACGCAUUACGCACCCUAUCUAAAGUAGGUAUAUUAUUAAAAAUAUCUACAUAAAACCCAAAGAUUAACCCACGUUUAUUUUCUAAUCUUAUCGAAUAAAAUAUUAACAUCCUUUAUAAAAAUUCCUCAUGAAAAUGAUUUCAUAAGCAACGACGGAUGUGUUGAAUGUUGUGACAACGUAUUGCCAAAGAAUCCAAAGAUAAUGUAAAUUAUUUUUCUAUUUAUAUAUAAAAUAAUUCAUUAGUUUUUAGAAACAAAUGUAAUAAGUUGAGAAGCUAGCUUUUGCACUGUGAUACGAAAUUUUUAAAGUAUUAAAUCUUUACUAGGUAUAA